Molecule: messenger RNA, 2643 nt
Organism: Penicillium maclennaniae
Lineage: Eukaryota; Fungi; Ascomycota; Eurotiomycetes; Eurotiales; Aspergillaceae
Product: DUF2293 domain-containing protein
Exons: 5
Source: RefSeq, a predicted model, not a curated record
CCUACAAUAUCAAGCGCCCAGCCCGGCUCUCAGAAACAUGCGUUGAAAGAUUCCCAUAGGGUUCGUGUCAAGAGCCUGAGCAGUAUGGCCCGAGUUGUCAGAAGGGCCGCGUCGGCUUCGGCCAGGCGCGCUCCUAGUCGGGCCGUUCAGAGGAGAGCACGCAAGCACAAGGUGAUCAUGGAGUCUGUCACCCAGGAGAAGAAGAAACUCCGAACUGUGAUUUCUUUCGAAGCUCGAGCGCCCAGUGGUUACACCUUCAUACCAGCAGGGAAUCCACUUCUCACCACCACAUGUAAGGAGAAAUGCCGAAAAGAAGGUCUCCAGAUACAUGCGGUCUCGACAACUCCGCAUGCAAACACGCACAACCUAUCGCAACACGUCCAUCGAAUAGGGUUUCACUUUCCGAGUACAGUGGUUGCAGCCGCCUGCUCAGAACUGGGUUUGUAUCUCACAAGUACAGGGAAAGCGGUGCCUGUUCACACCCUUGGCAAUCUGGACCAUCCCCCACAAACGGACUCCGAGGCUUCCCAACUCACCAUCAACACGGAGGCGAGAGAUGCGAUUAAAGAUUUGUUCCCGAAUAUUCCUCAAAGUGAUUUAUUCCAGAUCAUCAAAACCGCUUUUCAGAAGGGUCAACAGAAAGUCGGCACGGCACCUGGUUUACCCUUGGCGCGCCGAGCGCAAUUAGCCGUGGUUGCGCAUAUUCGACAUCUCUACACUGACUAUGAUCGUCUUUUGAAGCAGAAGUCUUUUCACGAAGCAAGGGCAGCGGUCGAGCAGACUACUCUGAAAAAAGUCAUCCAAUGGCGCGGGGAUGAUGAAAAUGGCCAAACCGUUCUGGAGGAUGUUUUCCGUGAAGUGAUCGUCAUUUCCGAUGAUGACGAUAGUGAGACGGAAGAAGAGAUGGUAUCCGCUACGAACACUCGAGAUCAGAGUGUGGAAUAUCUAUCCAAUAAUGCCCGGUUCCAGGACGUUCAAACCCAACCGGUCAAUAUCGGAAUUCCUUCCAGUGAAGAGCUUGCAAAAGAGCUGGCUGAAGAGGCACCCCCCGGAUAUCGUUUUGUGGCCAGGGUGCCAGCCAAAAAGACCAUCGACCGUCGAGGUUUCAGCAGGUAUCAAGCGUGGAACCUGGCUUUGCAUCGUUUCCGCGCCGAGGCACAGGGUGCCGAACAGGCCCGUCUCGGCAAAGGCCCGCCAGAGCAGCAAAGCCCACGCAAUGCGAAGCGAUGUGCUGAUGUGCAAGAAUCAUCAAACCCACUUUCGCGAUGGGACAUCGCUCCCAAUUCCGUGGGAUUUGUCUCCAGAGCCGAUCCAGGUCCCAUGCAGGCCAACCGCCCAGCACAACAAAUACCUAGCGUUCCAUCAGCGGAUAGCCCGAGCGACAAGAUUCAUGUAGGUAUACAGGAAAGACAACUACCUUUGGAAAGCCAGCGAGUGUAUUCUCAAUAUGGGUCUGGUGGAAGGCCUCUCUCACUAACCGCCCCGGGGCCAUCUGACAUCCGUCUUAUGGAGAGGAACCCUCGCACAUGCGGGAACACCGUCUACUCUCAGAGCACUUCUCAUGCAGGAGCGGAUCCCGGACUUCGAGCUAAUAGGUUUCCUGACCCGUCCAAUACCAGAGCGAAUGCGCCAGUCUUUGUUAGCGGACCCAAAGAGCUUCAACCGAUUAGCGAGACCCAAGUUGGAUCCCGACCCGGUCUCCCUGUUUCUUACUUAUCCAGAUCAGGAGCCAUUCCACAAGACCAUGCUUUACCAUCGAUCGAAACCCCCCUGCCUCUGGAAAAGCGGCUUGUGGAUGGUCGACUAGAGCAGAUGACGAAGAGGAUGUCGCUUCGUUCUGUUACCCCGGUCCACCACCUCCAGGGGGAUUCCUCUCAUCAUAGAAAUACUGGGCCACCGGAUGGUCUCGAUGAUUCAAUUGCCAAGAGAAGGCGCAUAGCGCAUUAUGCCCAUCGUCCAGACUCGCGCCCCGAUACCUGGAAUAUACUGCCGAACGGAAUUCCAGUCUCUCAAGGGUUGAGCCCAAGAGGUCAAUAUCGCCGUGAGGAGAUCGUCCCAGAAAACCGCUCGCAGGAUCUACCUUAUUCUCGACGAUACUAUCUCCCGCAGACGGAGCAGCCUCUGGCUGUAGCAUUCCCACCAGAAAAGAUACCGUUGCCUCUUGCCGCUGCUCAAGUCAUCCAGGAUGGGAGACCACCAAGGGAACGGAUGCGUAUCAUAGAUCCUCAUCAGCAGGCCACAAAAAAUCGCCCUCCCCCAGUUCCUGGACCAAAUGGUAGCUAUGCUGCAGGCGAUCGCACAAUCCGGGUUGUACAGGAAGCGUCCUGCCCUGAAAUUCGUCCCAUCUACUAUUCUGAUCGUAGCUCCCGCCUGGACCGAGCCCAACCCUCAACGCUUGAAGAGCCAUACGACCCUAUUUGGAAGCCCUAUACUGAUCGGGAUCAUAUCUUUCAUGAGGUUCCUCCUGCGGCAAGCAGUAUGCGGAUGGUUUCGUUCGUCACGUUGAUACCCGCGAGCCGGGUUCAUGAUCCCCGAUCGUUUCAAGUAACGGAACAAAACCGCCCAAUUUACGUUCAGCGAGUUGAAGAGCAACCGCAACAACAGACUGUUCCGGACGGACGACAUGUGGUCAUUGUGGAUUGA